Ceratitis capitata (Mediterranean fruit fly) is the source of this 1106-nucleotide messenger RNA. Its product is annotated as pickpocket protein 19. The coding region runs from base 24 to 1106 and encodes 360 amino acids. Gene Ontology annotation, cellular component: membrane. Gene Ontology annotation, molecular function: ligand-gated sodium channel activity. The record is from RefSeq and is a predicted model, not a curated record. Lineage: Eukaryota; Metazoa; Arthropoda; Insecta; Diptera; Tephritidae. The transcript is spliced from 4 exons. Gene Ontology annotation, biological process: sodium ion transmembrane transport.
UUCUAUUUGCCUUGUAUGUUGGAAUGAUGGUCUCAAGACAUUACUUCAACAAUUGGGUACAAACUGUUGUCGAUCGAACAGAUGUGCAUGUGGGUGAAAUAUUCUUUCCAGCUGUCUCAGUGUGCCCUCUUAUCGGCAUUAACUGGACCAAAUUACCCGAAGUCAAAACAUAUUUUUUGGGCAGCAACUUUACGACAGCGGAGGAGAAAACAUUUCAAAAAAUGCUCGGGCGACUGAGUUAUUUACAACAAUUCAACGAUUUAGGUGCUGACGCUCGACGAAGUUCUUGGGAACCAUCGUCUCAAACUCAUGGUAUAUUAUUUGAUGUUGGAGUUGAAAAUGUCUGGAACGCUGAAGAUACGCAUUACACUUUGAAUGAAAUACAAAAGUUGCUCGCAUAUAAUUGUAGUUAUUUGUUCGAGAAAUGUUUUUGGCGGAACGUAGAGUUACCUUGUUGCGGUUUAUUUCAAAUAACAACUAUUUAUAACAGUUAUUGCUUUUCAUUCAAUAUGAUAGGGGAAAAGCAGUCAAAUGAAACAUCCCUGCGCACUUCCUUUGGUCCUGGACCAAAUAAUGGAUUGCGCGUUCUUGUGAAACGUAUUGAUUUGGAAAAGUUCAUGAUAGCUGUGCAUGAACCCAGCAUGGAACCGGAUUCACAAUCUUUGUUUCUGGAAGGCAAGCGAACUAUAAUCACUGUGAAUCCAGUACGUUUUAAAUCCGAUCCAGAGAUAGCCACUGUUGCACCAAUAUUACGGCGCUGCUACUUUACUGAUGAAAUGGAAAAAAUGGGUGUAACAGAAAGCGCUUGUAAACGUAUCUGCCGCUUGAACUAUUUGCUCGCAAAGUGCAAUUGUACUUUACCAUCAAAUAAUCAAAACAACGGAAGUCACACUGAUAACUCGAGUACAUUGAAAGAAACAAGUGAAUUUUGUGCAAUAAAAAAUAAAACCUGCCUAAGUGAUUUGGAAAACUAUGGUAGUGCGAAUGAGAGUAGUAGUAAUCAGUAUGAGGAGAUGCUCUAUGCUAGUGGCUUGAAUUGUUCUUGUUACCAUAAUUGUGAUUACAUAGAAUAUGCACCGACAGUUUAUUUAGAAAGUUUUGAGUAA